GCGAAAGCCAUCUCAGAGCAAGGAUUUCGUCGCAUCCUGGCAGGCGUGAAUGCUGGCACUGCCUUUGGGCGUGGCUGCUACUUUGCCGAGGCUUCGUCUAAGUCGGAUGAGUAUGCGCAGCCUGACAGUGACGGGCACUUCGUGAUGCUUCUCUGCAGAGUGGUUUGCGGAGAGAUGUUCCGCAUCACC
This is a messenger RNA of Symbiodinium necroappetens, 189 nucleotides long. The record is from the annotation of a GenBank genome assembly. NCBI's taxonomy places the organism in Eukaryota, Dinophyceae, Suessiales, Symbiodiniaceae.